Messenger RNA from Penicillium canariense, 1389 nucleotides. Its product is annotated as cation efflux family protein family. Gene Ontology annotation, biological process: zinc ion transport; transmembrane transport; intracellular zinc ion homeostasis. Bases 1 to 1389 code for a protein of 462 amino acids. The record is from RefSeq and is a predicted model, not a curated record. The transcript has 2 exons. Lineage: Eukaryota; Fungi; Ascomycota; Eurotiomycetes; Eurotiales; Aspergillaceae. Gene Ontology annotation, cellular component: membrane; Golgi apparatus. Gene Ontology annotation, molecular function: zinc ion transmembrane transporter activity.
AUGGCUUCGAAUCUUCCUCUCCCUAUCCCCCCGCGUACCCCGACUCCGCCCGCGGACGAUGCGAGAGAUCAUCAUGCGCCGCAGGCCAACCCAGGAGUCGCAAUCGACCGCGAUGCCUUGUCGCCACUGCGAGAUACGUUUCCUCGGAGCAUUUCGCUAGAUCCUGGAAGCCAAGAUCGCUUGAGCCCGACCAAAUCCUCCUUCAAUUUGAGCCCCGGACCAGCCGACACUGUGAUACCGGAACAUAAUGACUCUGCUGCCGCGGGGCCGUUCAAUUUCAAUACAACUGUAAUGGCGAAGGGCCCGGUGGUCAAAUCGAACAUUGGACAACGCCGUGGCCACAAGUACAAGCACAGCAGUAUUUCCCAUCAGAUCUUCCUCGAACCUCCUCCGCGUGCUCCCUUAGCUCUGCCCAACUCUCUGCCCAUCCCAACAUUGAAGGAAUGUCGAGCUAGCAUGUCUAAGGAUCAGAAAACACGGUUUUGGUGGAGUGUGUGCCACAUGUUCGUGGCUGCAUAUACACUCUGGACCGCGCAUGGGUCGUUAGCCAUGACAGCAUUGUCCCACUUGAUACUCUUCGACUCACUUGGAGCGCUUCUUUGUGUGGCCGUAGAUGUUCUUGGGAACUUUGAAGUAUGGAAGAGAUCUAGUAUUCGCCACCCAUUUGGGUUGGAGCGGACCGAGGUGCUUGCUGGCUUUGCCAUGUGUGUCCUGCUUCUGUUCAUGGGCCUGGACUUGAUCUCCCAUAACCUGCAACACUUCCUGGAGAAGUCCGGUCAUGAGCCCCACCACGUCCAUGACCAUGACGGGGUUUCUCUGGGCAGCGUCGACGUCACGGCCGUCCUUGCCAUUUCCUCGACGCUCGUGUCUGCAAUUGGCCUCAAGAACCAUGCACGAAUUGGAAAGGCCAUGCGGUUUGCCUACAUUGAAUCUCUUCCGUCGCUUUUGAGCAACCCAUCUCAUUUCCUGACCCUUUCAUGCUCUGCCCUCCUGCUCUUGCUGCCGUUGGUGUCAAUUCGGAUUUAUGACUGGCUGGACAAGGUCCUCUCUGGUACCAUUGCCAUUUCCAUGUGCGUUCUUGGGGUGCGGUUGGUGAAAACUUUGGGCUCAAUGCUUCUCAUGUCCUACUCAGGCCCAGGCGUGACCGAAGUCAUCAAGGACAUCGAAGCAGACCCAGCUGUCUUUGGUGUUGAUGACGCGCGGUUCUGGCAGGUCCAUUAUGGGCUUUGCAUGGCGAACCUGAAAGUACGUGUUGGUGGAAGUGAGGACACGAUAUCUCGUCUGAGAGAAAAGAUAUCCAGCUUGAUUCGGAACCGACUUGGCGGGGGUUAUGGUACUGGUGGGCAGAGGUGGGAGGUCUCCCUCCAAUUUACGAUCGAACGGACCUAG